Nothoprocta perdicaria is the source of this 2111-nucleotide messenger RNA. It is a transcript of the gene PRDM5, whose product is annotated as PR/SET domain 5. The coding region runs from base 108 to 2009 and encodes 633 amino acids. Gene Ontology annotation, cellular component: nucleus. The record is from RefSeq and is a predicted model, not a curated record. Lineage: Eukaryota; Metazoa; Chordata; Aves; Tinamiformes; Tinamidae. Gene Ontology annotation, molecular function: transcription cis-regulatory region binding; protein binding. The transcript is spliced from 16 exons.
CCCUCUCCCUGCCCCGCUCCCUGCUCGACCCCCGCCCGCCCGCUGCCAUGGGAGCCCCCGGGGAGGCUCCGUGCCGCUAGCGGCCGGCGGCCGCGGCCAGGCGCACCAUGCUGGGCAUGUACGUGCCGGACAGGUUCGCCCUGAAGUCGUCUCAAGUGCAGGACGGGAUGGGGCUCUACACGGCCCGCAGAGUGAAAAAGGGUGAAAAAUUUGGCCCCUUUGCAGGGGAGAAGCGAAUGCCUCGGGAGCUGGAUGAGGACAUAGACUGCAGGCUCAUGUGGGAGGUUCGUGGGAAUAAAGGCGAAGUCCUUUAUAUCUUGGAUGCAAGCAAUCCACGCCAUUCUAAUUGGCUGCGUUUUGUCCAUGAGGCCCCCUCGCAGGAGCAAAAGAACCUGGCAGCCAUUCAGGAAGGGGAAAACAUUUUCUACCUGGCAGUGGAAGAUAUUGAAACAGACACAGAACUUCUGAUCGGCUACUUGGACAGUGACAUGGAAGAAGAGGAAGAGGAGGAGGAAGAGGUCCCUGUUAUCCAGGAAGAUGAAGACAGUAACAACAACAAAGAAGUGCAACCAGUUGGUGAAAAAAGUGCAGAUCCUCUUAGUUGUAAAGAGGACCAUGCAUGCCCAAACUGUGAAUCCAGUUUUGCCAGCCAGGAGAUCCUAGCUGAACAUCUUCAGACRUUGCACCAAAAACCCAGUGAAGAGAAGGAAUUUAAGUGCCGCAACUGUGGAAAGAAAUUCCCUGUUAAACAAGCUCUGCAGAGACAUGUACUUCAGUGCACAGAGAAUAUCAACCCAGGAGAUGCUUCAAGAAGUUUUCAGUGCUCUGUUUGCAAUACUUCCUUCAGCUCAGAAUCGAGUUAUGAACAGCACAAGGAGGCGUGCAGAGGGGAUGCCAGAUUCAUAUGCAAGGCAGAUAGCUGCGGGAAGAGGUUCAAGAGUAAGGAUGCCCUGAAAAAACAUAAGGAAAAUGUUCACAGUGGAAAUUCUAGGAAGAAGCUCAUGUGUUCAGUGUGCAAUAAGAGAUGUUCCUCAGCCACAAAUCUCCAAGAACAUCGAAAGGUUCAUGAGAUCUUUGAAUGUCAAGAAUGUGACAAGAAAUUUAUUUCAGCUAAUCAACUAAAGCGCCAUAUGAUAACUCAUUCAGAAAAACGCCCCUACACCUGCGAGGUUUGCAAUAAGUCCUUCAAACGACUUGAUCAAGUGACUGCACACAAAAUAAUACACAGUGAAGAUAAACCUUAUAAAUGCAAGCUUUGUGGAAAGGGAUUUGCCCACAGAAAUGUUUACAAGAAUCACAAGAAGACCCAUUCUGAAGAGAGACCGUUCCAGUGUGAAGAAUGCAAGGCUUUGUUCMGAACCCCUUUCUCUCUACAAAGACAUCUGCUAAUUCAUAACAGUGAGAGGACCUUCAAGUGUGAUCACUGUGAUGCUACUUUCAAAAGAAAGGACACGUUAAAUGUUCAUAUUCAAGUUGUACAUGAUGGUCAUAAAAAAUAUAAAUGUGAUCUUUGUGCCAAAGCUUUUGUGACACCCUCUGUUCUAAAAAGCCAUAAGAAAACUCACACAGGAGAAAAGGAGAAAAUUUGCCCAUAUUGUGGACAGAAGUUUGCAAGCAAUGGAACACUGAGAGUUCAUAUUCGAAGCCAUACAGGUGAACGUCCUUAUCAGUGCCCUUACUGUGACAAAGCUUUCAGCAAGAAUGAUGGAUUAAAGAUGCAUAUUCGCACUCACACAAGGGAAAAGCCGUACCAGUGCUCCGAGUGCAACAAGGCUUUCAGUCAGAAGCGGGGCCUCGAUGAGCACAUGCGAACCCACACUGGAGAGAAGCCCUUUCAAUGUGAUGUUUGUGAUCUGUCCUUCAGCCUGAAGAAAAUGCUGAUCCGACACAAGCUGACUCACAACCCCAAUCGCCCCAUGGCAGAGUGCCAGCUUUGCCACAAGAAGUUUACAAGAAACGAUUACCUCAAAGUGCACAUGGAAAAUGUCCAUGGGGAAACUGACAGCUAAUUACAGCUCACGCAAGAAGACUAGUUCUCAUGUUCCAAAGUGCUCCAUUUGUAGAAGUAUAGACUCCAGAUUUCUCACCUGACCAAUGAACAAAGUCAGGAG